AUGGCGAGCGAAGCCAAAAAGAAGAAAAUUGCUGUGAUCGGGGGCUUGACAGGAUGCAUUGAAGGCGCGACACGCGUCUCGGCAAAUUGGAUGCGAUGGCAGGUUGUGCGGGGGAAACGACUCUUGCUCUGGGAAACCAACCCGGACAUCCUCUCGCGAUGGGCGCAAUCGGUGAUUGAAACGGAGAUUUUGCUCCGGGAGGUGACUCAACAGGAAAGCUUCGUCAAAGAAUGCAUCCAGAUCGUCAACGCGAACUCCGACCCUGUCGCCAAGGCGAUUGUGCCCGACAUGGUCGAAGAGUUGAUAACACUAGACCACGAGUACGAUCGCCUCGAACGAACCUACGAGACCAUUGUGGCUGGUUGCCCGGCAGGACCGAUCAAGAGUGGAUAUCUGUGGAUUCGACAACAGUCAUAUUGGUAUCUUCGAAGUGAUUGGCUGCGCCAGGACUGUAUCAAUCGUGGGGGUUGUUGUGGUCGCUCGUGCGGAUGCUGCGAGACACCCCCUGACCCUCGUCGGAGGAAAGGAUGGGGUCACUGUACAGCCCAGUGCGCUUGUUGUAAAAGUGUGCGUGGGUUUCGAGCAACCGAAAGAGGUAAACGACUCCUCCAGCCCAAGUAUGAUUUGACUGUUUUCCCUUGGAGUCAUUAUAGUCGCCAGAUGUUCCGUGCUUAUGUCUGGUCUCUUGACUGA
Penicillium olsonii is the source of this 693-nucleotide messenger RNA. Lineage: Eukaryota; Fungi; Ascomycota; Eurotiomycetes; Eurotiales; Aspergillaceae. The record is from the annotation of a GenBank genome assembly.